UUGUAGCUGUGAUGUGGUGUGUUUGUGACUCAUUGUUAGAGUGUGAAAAUAGUCGAGUCAGAUAAUUCGCUGCGUGUUGUUAAACUUCUUCGAGACAUUCGAUUUGUUGGAAGUUCAUAGAAAGGAUUUUGGAGGAUUCUUAAUUACGGAUCUCGACACGUGUGACCUCGUCUCAGGUGACAUCGAGCACUGUUUGGGUUCUGAGGGUGAAGAUGAAGGUGGAAUUUGGGGGAUGGAAGCUCCGGACAGCAGAGAUGCUCAGGAUAAAAUAAGCGUCACGGCCAGCGAGAGUCCGGAGAUCAGCAGUUCUCCGAGAGAAAGCUGGAGAGACAUUGAAACCACGGCCAAAGAUCCAGAACACACAGAACACAGCAUGUUCAGUGAGACUGACUCUCGUGUGAUGGAGAACGACUCUAUGGUCCCUUUGAGAAAAGCAUCACAUCUGUUCAGUCCGGCACACAACGGAUCUGCGCAUUCAUUUCAUUCAGAUGCUCUUAAUGGUAACCUGUCACCUGUCUGCUGGUCUCCUGGUGAACAGCAGUCACCUGAUGGCAAAGACGGUGAAGCCCCACAGGUGCACAGUCCAUCCUGUCAGCGGUCAUACAGACGUGAUGCAUCUCUGAGAGAUCAUAUGAAGUUCUGUCAGGAGAGAGAAGGAGGAGAAAGCGUUUGUCCCGUCUGUGGUUACAGCACGCCGUACCGGACACAGAUGGACCGACACCUCACACUUCACAACCAAGAGAAGAAUUCAUUGUCUGAUUCAUCUGUGGAAAACAGAAAGUUUAAGUGUAAUCAGUGUGGAAAAGCUUUUAAAUACAAACAUCAUCUCAAAGAACAUCUCCGCAUUCACAGUGGUGAGAAGCCGUAUGAAUGUUCAAACUGUAAGAAACGCUUCAGUCAUUCAGGCUCUUACAGUUCACAUCUCAGUAGUAAGAAGUGUCUCAGCGGCGGAGGUGCGUCAGGGAACGGAGCUCAUUUUAAUGGCCACUCCCACUCUGCCUAUCUCUUCCCGCCCCCAUCGUCCCCUCCGGUGAUCGGAGGUAGAAACGGCAGCAGGGGUAAAGGCUCGCCGUACGGCCCGCUGGCUCACUACCCCAUAGACCGGCUUCACGCGCCGGGUCAAGAUUCAGCGAUGCCAGUUUUACAGGCGGUAGAGUUGAGCAGGUCGUGGGACCCUACGGCAGAUUUGGCCAUGAGGACGGGCGUCUUCAAAGGCACCACUUUACUGCCGUUAAUGCAGUCACGCAGCAAAUUUGAGCAGCUGUUGCAGGAAAUGCUUCGUAGAGAGGUGGGAGGAGAGGAACAAAAGACGGGCGAGGGUAUAUCGUGCCGUUGGUGUUCACAGUUGUUUCCCAGCGAGGCGACGCUGAUGCAUCACGAACAGUAUCAGUGUCGCAACAGAGACACCAACGACAGUCCACAGUCGCACAGAUUCAAAGCCGAAUCGCCCCUUAACUUCUCUCGACCGUCAAAUCUGCCUUGCGAUGCCCAGACGUCGCCCACCAACGUUGUGCCAUACAGAGACCUGACUUCACCCCAGCGGGCGUCCUGGCAUUCUGUCCCACAACAGAUUCUUGUGCCUUUACCAACACCGAUACAACUAACUCAAGAUUCCCCACAUAAACACUGGCCAAAUGAUGACAGCCCGAGGAUGCCCAAACCCGUCGACACCCGGACAUCACCGACGGUGCCUGAACGCCAACGUACCGUCGCCUCGAAGUUCGGCUCUCCGCCCCGUCUGGAUCUGUCUGUCAAUUCCACAUCACCCUAUCGAUCGAGUCAUCUGGUCUUAAGUUCAGGGCUCGUUCAGAGUGAACCCUUAGAUCUCUCCGUACCCAAACCCAAUUCUACAUCUGGUGUGACAAAAGAAUCCAGAGAUCAAACGUGUAACGGCUUCUCGCCGCACAGGGAAAGACGAGACAAUGAAAAUAUGUUUAAGCAACAGGUGGGCGGAGCUUAUGCAGCAUCACCGCUGUUCGGGAACACGGUUUUUAGCAACUACCCCCUCUUUAACCACAUCAUUCCAGGGAUGGGACACAAUGGUCUUACAUCACUUCCUCUCACACCACCAGCAACGAGUCCAGGGUUUCUCUCACCUGUGGCCUAUAUGAUGGAGGCGGAGCCUGAAUCCUGGCUCAAGAGAAUUCAACAUGAAAGACAUUCAAUGAUGAAUGAAGCGAUGAAUCGUGGAGGUCUGGAGUAUCUGUCUCUCAUAGACGAUGGGCUGGAUGGAGAGAUCGGCCCGGGUAGAAAGAGACUGAAAAAGACAGAGGAAGGAUUGUACGCCUGUGACAUCUGUGACAAAACUUUCCAGAAGAGCAGUUCACUGCUACGACACAAAUACGAGCACACAGGAAAAAGGCCACACGAGUGUCCGAUCUGUAAGAAGGCCUUCAAACACAAGCAUCAUUUGAUCGAGCACAGCCGUCUGCACUCGGGAGAGAAACCCUAUCAGUGCGAUAAAUGUGGCAAACGUUUCUCUCACUCGGGCUCGUAUUCACAGCACAUGAAUCACCGAUACGCCUUCUGCAGCAGAGACGGAGAUCCGGACGCAGCCGGAGAGGACGCAACACUGAGUCCUGUCACGGAGCGCAGCGCCGGCACCGACGCGCUCGCCUCGGCUCUAGAGGACAGCGGCACUUAUCUCAGUGACUCCAGUAUGGAGGAAGAUGAUGAAGAAGAAAAUCCUCUUAAUAAUCACAUUCAUGAUAAAAGCAUGAAGACGGGUAACAGAGAAACUGCUGGAAACUCCUCACGGCAGGAGAACCAGCCGGAGAACCCAGUCAAAACAGAACCGAAUGAGGACAUGCAGAACGGCACGAGAACUGAGACGGAAUGAGACAGGCGCUCAGGGUUCAAGACAUUCCCAAAAUUCCUAUAAAAUUUGCUCAGUGGAGAAACAUUUUAAUGAUUGGAUGAGGAUGUUUACUGAAGAUAUCUGCUCAAAUGUCCACUGGAGAGCUUUACAACACCAAUCACAAUAGUUUUAGAUCAGUAUUUUUUAGUCCAUUGGAACAUUUACAAUGCAUCGUGGGAUUGAGCAUAAAAAACUUGAGAGAAAUCUUCAUCAGUGUUUACUAAAGAUAACGCACAUUCACCGACUGUUGUAUGACUCUUUACUGACGCGCUUAAAUCAACCUCAUGUGCCUCGGGUCAGAAUGAGCAAAUAUAAAUGUGACUGUGAACAAAGACAUCAGACUUUAUAAUUCAUCUCUAUGAGCCACUAUAACGGUUUACAAAGUCAAUAAAUAAAUAAUGAAUAAUAAUAAAUAAAGUUAUAAAAACAUGCGGUGAAUCUAAUGAAACACACACAUCUGAUGUGUCAUAUUCAAGCACAAUAUCAAAUGAAGGAAAGAGAAAAAUAUUUUUUGCUUAAAGAAAAUGUUUGAUCUUUUAAGAUGUUUUGCAUCAAAUAUUAUUUUUAUAUCAAUUGUUUGUCAUUUAAAUUAAAAUGAACUUUAUAAGAAUCACCAUUAAGACUGCAGAACGGUGUAAUGAUCCUUGAUUUUCUUUAGGUAAAAAGAAAACUUUUCUUUCUUUAGUAUUAAAAGCAGAUUUUAAAAGCAUUCUUGGUCGUGGAGGUUUAGUUAAUGAAUGGCUUCAUAAUCCUUCAUACAGUCGCUCUAAUGCUUUCUGUCUCAUAAUUAUCUCAAUGUGAACUAUAACUCAACAUAAAGAUUAAACACACUUUGACAUCUAUAAACUGGAAAAAAUGAAAGAUAAUGACAGACAUUGAAACCUCAAAACCCAGUUUUACUUUCUUUUUAGCUUUAAGUUGUUUAUGCACUCAGGGUAGAACGGUGGAUCAAAUAUUUGCACAUUUUUAUACACCAAAUGUGUUUUAAACACCCUUCAUUCAUUCGUCAUUAUUUUGCAGAUGUUUUAUGAACCGAUCUAACUAAAAUCAAAAUGAUACCCGGUGCUCAAACUCAAACAUUACCACUCAGCUUUUCUUUGUUUACUUGUAAAUUCUGACACAAAAAACUUUUAUCCACGAGUAAUGUGCUGUAUUUUUACCAGUGUUAUUUUUAUAUAAAUUUCUACAAUUUGUUAAUACAGAACUUUUGUAAUAAAGUUGGACUUAUUUUGGA
Paramisgurnus dabryanus is the source of this 4091-nucleotide messenger RNA. RefSeq names its product zinc finger E-box-binding homeobox 2-like. Gene Ontology annotation, molecular function: RNA polymerase II cis-regulatory region sequence-specific DNA binding; DNA-binding transcription factor activity, RNA polymerase II-specific. Gene Ontology annotation, biological process: anatomical structure development; regulation of transcription by RNA polymerase II. The record is from RefSeq and is a predicted model, not a curated record. Lineage: Eukaryota; Metazoa; Chordata; Actinopteri; Cypriniformes; Cobitidae.